Phyllotreta striolata is the source of this 889-nucleotide messenger RNA. Lineage: Eukaryota; Metazoa; Arthropoda; Insecta; Coleoptera; Chrysomelidae. The record is from the annotation of a GenBank genome assembly.
AUCAAUUCAAAAUGCAAGGUUUAAAGAAAGAUAAGUAGUUUAAUUCAGUAAUUGUUGUUAAUUGUUUAAAUUACUUUUAAUUGUAACUUUUAAUCGUUUUUUUAGGCACACUUGAUGAAUAUGUAUUUAUUUUUACACUUAAAAGGCAAUCUGAAUAAGGGUCAAUUAUAAUCUAAGCCUUAGUGAACUUUCCACAACUUCCAAUAAAUUUUAAUCGCCUUGUGAAUUUUGUAGUCGUAGUUUUAUAUAAUUAAUAACAAUGUCUAGACUUUUACUAACUUACAAACGUUUGUUAACAAAACACCCCGUUAAAACUCAAUGCAUACAAGCAGGGGUUUUGUGUGGCACAGGCGACUUGAUCGCCCAAGCGGUUAUAGAAAAAAAACCUUUAAAAAACAUUAACUUGCAAAGGACAGGAGUUUUCCUCACUCUAGGAACUUUUUGGAUAGGCCCUUCGGUUACGAUGUGGUACCGAUGCCUGUUCAAAUUCUUCGGCGAUAAAGGUAAAUUUGUGGCCUUGAAGAAAGUGGCUGUAGACCAACUACUGUUCGUUCCGCCGUUUCAAAUAUGCACUAUAUCGGCCAUCAACAUUUUGCAGGGCCACGAUUUGGAGUUCGCGAAGGAGCAGUUGAGGCUUAAAUACGCGGAUAUUUUAAUAGCCGGCUACAAAUUGUGGCCUGCGGUGCAGGUGGUCAAUUUCUAUUUCGUUCCUUUGAAUUAUCAAACGCUGUACGUGCAGACGGUGGCCCUGUUUUGGAACUCCUACGUCUCGUGGAAGACCCAGCAAGGUAUAAUUAAAGAAUAGCGCGAUUUAUAGAGUAAUUUAUUUGAAUAAAAAUAUGUGAUAUUGUGCGUGUUGAAGUGUAGGAAAAUAUGCGAUUAAAAUUUU